UGUGGUUAUAUCGAAGAAAACGGAGUGCUGUAAAACACUAAAUUACCUGUGGACAUUUGGACUUUUGUUUUGGACUUAAGUUCCGUCUUAUCUUUACGUUAUUACGUAGCAGCCUCUGGAGAGAACCACAAGUAGCUACCACAAGUAGUUACUAGGCAGCUCCAGCAUGUCGUUCCGUCCUCUGGUCGAGGGCGACUGCGGCGGGAUUAACCCGCUAGUGCAAUUGGGUGGACAAUUAACCCGCGACGUGGCCCGCAAGGAUGAGGGAGUCGUGCAGCGUCACAUUGAAGGAGGCGCCCGCCUCGAGAACCCACUCGUCAACGAGUUCCUCGGGCAAGUGGCUGCUCCACCACAGACAUUUCGAGUAAACAAUUUGCUGCAGGAGAUGCGCGGCAUAAACCUGAAUGGUAAUCCUGAAGAACAGAUGCAGCAUAUGCAGAAUAUGCAGCAGGCUGAACAGUGGACCCAGGAAAUAAACCAGACUAUCCCAGCUCCUAUUAUCCCUAACCAAAUGAUGCGCAUGCAUCCUCGUAUGCAGGAUGCCUUGGAGUUCUUCGAUGGGCCAAGUUCUUCAAACAGCCAAGCCUUACAGCGUUUUCCCGGGCCCCAGGCCUACCUUCCCUUGGCAAAUGCCCUCUAUCAGGAGCAGGUGGAUCCCUUUUUUGAUUCCGAAGUAGAUGGUGUUGACACUCAAGCCGCCAUUACGGCCCCUCCACCUGUUAUGGAUUCCCUUAACGAAUGGCUAGACGAAUUUCGGGCCACUACCGAAGAAAAGGAACAGACUGCCGCGAACUUCAACGAUAGGUUCUGGAAGCGUCUGCAGGAGGACUGGCAGCAAAUGUCAAAUGAUAACGAUCAUUCCUGGCUUUCGGAAUUCAACGAGAAUCUAGAUCCCUACAAGGAGUACCAGUUCGCAGAAGAUAAUCCUAUGUCUGAUUUGGAAAACGCUUAUGAGAAGGGCAAGGAAUACCUUGCUAAACAUGACAUUCCCAGCGCUGUCCUCUGCUUUGAGGUGGCCGCCAAAAAGGAGCCAGAACGUGCUGAAAUCUGGCAGAUCCUGGGUACUUCCCAAGCUGAAAACGAAAUGGAUCCACAGGCCAUUUCUGCUCUGAAGCGAGCCCUUGAGCUCCAGUCUGACAAUCUCCAAGUGCUCAUGGCCUUGGCCGUUUGCUACACCAACGAAAGCCUCCAGAAUAAUGCGGUUCGCAUGCUGGCCACCUGGCUGUCGGUGCACCCAAAGUAUAAGCAUCUAAUUUCUGAUGAUUCGGACAUGGAGUUCGAGAGCGAUUCGCUGGCCUCUUCCCUGGUCGGGCCCAACAAGUUGAAGGACCUUCAGGCGUUCUACUUGGAGGCAGUGCGUCAGCGUGCGCCAGAGGUAGAUCCCGACUUGCAGGAGGCACUGGGUGUCCUCUUCAACUUAUCUGGAGAGUACGACAAGGCAGUUGACUGCUUCAGCGCAGCUUUGCAGGUUGAUCCUAAAAAUGCCAAAAUCUGGAACCGCAUGGGUGCCAGCCUAGCCAACGGUUCUCGAUCUGUGGAGGCAGUAGAUGCAUAUCAGCAAGCUCUUGAGCUUCAGCCCGGCUUUAUCCGGGUCCGUUACAACGUCGGCGUGUGCUGCAUGAAUCUGAAGGCGUACAAGGAGGCGGUGGAGCAUCUGCUGACUGCUCUGACCAUGCAGUCGCACACUAGGGCCGCCCAGGAGUUGCCAAAUGCGGCGAUGGCGGCCACCGCCACCGGCCAGAACCAGAUGUCUGACUCGAUUUGGAGUACUCUUAAGAUGGUCGUUUCGCUAAUGGGACGCAGCGAUCUUCAGGAGUAUAUUGCUGAUCGCAAUCUAACUGCAAUGAACGAAGCCUUUAAGGACUAAACAGGACGUAUCGCAUUCCCAGAAAAGGACUUGUCAAUUUAAUUUAAUUUUGUUUUCUUGUUCUAUGUUCCUAAUCUAUAAGCCAUUAAAUAAAUGUUUAGGAAAUACA
Messenger RNA from Drosophila bipectinata, 1976 nucleotides. It is a transcript of the gene Pex5, whose product is annotated as peroxin 5. Gene Ontology annotation, molecular function: protein binding. Gene Ontology annotation, biological process: protein import into peroxisome matrix, docking. Gene Ontology annotation, cellular component: peroxisomal membrane; cytosol. The record is from RefSeq and is a predicted model, not a curated record. NCBI's taxonomy places the organism in Eukaryota, Metazoa, Arthropoda, Insecta, Diptera, Drosophilidae.